AUGAAGGUCCAAACAGCGACAUUCGUCGCUUCUUCGGUCUCAGCCAUCACAUUAGCAGCAUGUUUACUGGCUAUGUUUUCCAUCUAUUCUGAUGUUGCUAGCCUUUGGACCGAAUUGGAGGAGGAACUUGGCAGUUUCAGGAUCACAACGGACGACCUUUGGAAAGACAUAAUGAGCAUUGGAACCACAAGACGAGUUCGUCGCCAAUACGAACACUCAGACAAACCUGAGCCCCACAGUGGCGGAUCAUCUCCUUCAAUCCCUUCAGGUAGUCCUCCAGCUACUCCACCAGUGGUAGCUCACAGUCCAGGAAUCAGCAAUGUCGGUGACAACUGCCAGUGUAAUGCUGACAACAAAUGUCCUCCAGGACCUCCAGGACCAAAAGGAUCCCCUGGAACUCGAGGUCCCGAUGGAGUCCCUGGACAAGAUGGCAAACCUGGUGUUGAUGCCGACGAUGUUGCUCCACAGCGCGACAUAAAAGGCUGCUUUUAUUGCCCAAUGGGACCUCCAGGUCCACCAGGGGCACUCGGUCGCCCUGGACCAAGAGGCCUUGCUGGGCCCAAAGGCCACGAUGGAAAUCCCGGCAGAGAUGGAAUGCCCGGUAAUCCUGGAGAACAAGGUUCACCCGGUCCAAUCGGGAAAAUUGGUGAACCAGGACCACCAGGAGAGAAAGGCCGCGAUGCAGAACACCCAGUCGGUCGUCCAGGAGCAAAAGGUCCUCGAGGAGAUCCAGGAUUACCUGGUCCACCUGGGCCCAACGGACUUAAUGGACCUCCUGGCGAACCAGGACCUGUGGGACCACCAGGGCCAAUGGGAAGCAUGGGACCACAAGGUCCUGACGGAGAACCGGGAGAGGAAGGUCCAGAUGGGCGACCAGGAAAGGACGCUGAAUAUUGUCCAUGUCCCGAUCGCGCUGCUGAUGCCGCUGUCCAGAAUGGAUACAGAGGCCUUUGA
Haemonchus placei is the source of this 954-nucleotide messenger RNA. Lineage: Eukaryota; Metazoa; Nematoda; Chromadorea; Rhabditida; Trichostrongylidae. The record is from the annotation of a GenBank genome assembly.